CGGAACAAAGAAGAGCCGCGGACGCGGAAGAGGAUUAAAGUGACCCGCGUUGGUUCCGAUCGACCUGGUUUAAUACCGAAUGUGCGCCGCGGAGUCGGUUCUCGAUUUGAAACCGUCAUUGGACAAAAGAAGAAAAGAUGGUGGCCGGUGAGCUCGUGCAGGAGCUCCCGCGCGCGGACACCGGCGCACCUGAUGACGUGACGGCGGGAAUAAAGAGUCGGGAACAGGAGCGGUACGUGGAACCGGCGGACGUGGAGCAGGACGGAGUCCCGGAGAAGGAGGCGCCGCCGGGAGAAGGAGAGGCGAUGCUGCCGAACGGAGGAGAGCAGGAGGAGACGCGCCCGGAGACCCGACUGUACCGGCGCCGGUUCGCGGUUCUGACCGUGUUCAGCCUGUACUCCCUGGUGAACGCCUUCCAGUGGAUCCAGUACAGCAUCAUCGCCCACGUCUUCAAGCGCUUCUACGACGUCACUAACGGCCAGGUGGACUGUCUGUCCAUCGUCUACAUGGUGGUCUACGUGCCGCUCAUCUUCCCGGCCACCUGGCUGCUGGACCGGACCGGUCUGCGGCUCACGGCGCUGCUGGGCGCCGGCCUCAACUGCGCCGGAGCCUGGAUGAAGUGCGCCAGCGUCCGGCCCAAGCUGUUCGGCGUCACCGUCACCGCGCAGGUCGUCUGCUCCGUGGCGCAGGUCUUCAUCCUCGGGCUGCCGUCCCGCGUGGCCUCGGUGUGGUUCGGACCCCGCGAGGUGUCCACAGCGUGCGCCACGGCCGUGCUGGGCAACCAGUUGGGGACAGCCGUUGGCUUCUUGCUGCCUCCUGUUUUGGUUCCCAACACACCUGAUGACAUUCCACUGAUGGCCCACAACAUCAGCAUUAUGUUCUACGGCACCGCUGCUGUUUCCACCGGCCUCUUCAUCCUCACCGUUAUCGUGAUAAAGGACCGCCCUCUCCUCCCUCCCAGUCAGGCGCAGGCGGUGCUGCCAGACUGUCCUCCUGAUGACUACUCCUACAGACAGUCCAUCACCAACCUGAUGAUGAACAAAGCCUUCGUCCUGCUGCUCAUCACCUACGGUAUCAUGACAGGUUCAUUCUACUCCGUCUCCACCCUCCUCAACCAGAUGAUCACGACCUACUAUAAGAACGAGGAGCUGAACGCCGGGAGAAUCGGUCUGACUCUGGUCCUCGCCGGCAUGGUCGGCUCCGUCCUCUGCGGCUUUUGGUUGGAUCACACAAAGACGUACAAGAUGACCACUCUGAUCGUGUACGUUCUGUCCUUCCUCUUCAUGGUGGUCUUCACCUUCACGCUGAACCUCAACAACAUCUACCUGGUCUUCUUCACUGCUGGAGCACUGGGGUUCUUCAUGACGGGAUACCUUCCUCUGGGCUUUGAGUUUGGGGUGGAGAUCACCUACCCGGAGUCUGAAGGCACGUCAUCUGGACUCCUCAAUGCUUUUGCCCAGAUAUUUGGGAUCAUUUUCACACUCAUUCAGGGCAAACUGACGACAGACUUCAGUCCGCUGGCUGGAAACCUUUUCCUCUGUGCCUGGAUGUUUCUGGGAAUAAUUCUCACCGCUUUAAUUAAGUCGGAGCUGAAAAGACACAACGUGAACGUUGGAGCAGAAAGUAACCACGUGCAGGCGCUCCUGACCUUGUGUCCUUCAGAGAAGAACUCCACCGGCGUCCGGCUCCAACCGUCACUCAGCUUUUCCCGUGAGACCUCACUGUGACGCCGCCAAGACGAUCGGGGCGACUGCAGAGGUGCUGUGGAGGGGUCGGAGUUCACGGUGCACUUUGUGUGAACGGGCCAAAGGGUGAACUCCAUUUCCUUUUUAUGAAGCAUUAAUGUCUGUGAUUGGAGGAUCUUCAUGUGAGGAUCCAGAAUCAUGAAGACUGAGGUGCACGAACUUCUACAGUUUCAAUGUGGAAGAAACCAAAAAAAAAAAUCAGCUUCAUUUCCACUUUAUUUGUGCUGUAGGGGAGACGUGGUGCUGAAUGUUUGGAAUUUAGAAUUACGUCAACCAGCGUGGAGUCGGUGGUUUUAAAAAAUGCAAAACUAGAACGUAAACCUCCGCUGACAUUAGUUUCCAAUUCCACAAAUUUUUACCUUGGAAACAAUUUUCAAGGUCAAAGUCCUGUUAGAAGUGACUUUUCAUAAGAUAAAAUAUAACAGAAAAUAUAGAUCAAAAGGGCUUUUCAAUAUUAAAAACAAAUAUCCACUAAAUCCACAAUCUGGAUCAGAUGCGGAUCAGACUGAGUCUGUUCACUGAGAGUGGCUCCAGGCCGUUCACAACAAACAAACGGGCAAAAACAGAACGUUCUCCAACUUCGCCGGCGGAGGUAAAAACAAAAAACAGGUUCUAAGUUCCAAAAACUGUCCAAUCAUAUUGAACUUCUGUUCGAGCUCAGAUUCCGAUUCUGCUUCUUCUUCCAAAGUCUGUGUGAAGUCUCCUGAUGUCACAGGAUCAGGAUCACUGAUCUGGUUUAUUAUUAUUUUAAUGAUUAGAUGGUUCUGUUGAUUGUUUUUGUUUUUCCAGUCUGUCCUCACUGUUGAUGUGACAGUAAUAUUCACCCGUUUCUGUCCAGUGUCGCCCCCUGUAGGUUAAAACACCUCAGACUGAUGGCGGGAUGUUCACUGUGUACCAAUGUUUCCUGAGAUAGCAGGAAGUUGCAGAUGGCUGUACAGAGGACAUAAAGGUCGCUCACAGAACGGCAAGAAAAAAGACCUCAAAUUAUAUUUUAGGACGCAGAAACAAAGGAUGCCGCAAUAUUUACACAGAAACGUGUUUUCACACCUCCUGAGUCACAUCCAGGCCAUUAUUUUAAGAUGCACAAGGGACUGUCAAAGUACACCGUCCUGUGUGAAGGGGGGCUUAAGAUGUCUCAUGUCUUCAUCAAAGACAAAAUCUCAUUCUGUUACAGAUUAUUGUCUUUAAAUGAUGAUCUUCUACUUUUCCCAUUUUUUGAAAGUUUUAACUCACAACAGCAAAAUGCUUAAAUUAAAAAGUGGACCAACGCUGCAGGAAACUAGUCCAAAAAGCGAUGUUGAAAACACCAAACUCCCUUUGUGAAUGUCUCUGAAGGACUCUGAAGGUUACUGUCAAAUGUCAAAACUUUUUUUUUUUGUGUGGGUUUAAUGUCAUGCUACAGAACGUUACACAGACACCAGCGUGUGCACGUUUGUGUGACAGAAACUGUUUCACAGUAAAACCUGGAUCCUCACAGAAUGUCAUCAUGUGCGUUUACAUAUUUUAAAAUGUCUUCACAUCUUUAUUUGAGCUAAUCUCUGAGUUGGAGGAACACGUUAACUGACUGUUCUGUUGCAUUUAUGUUUUUAAUGUUAUUCUUAUUAUUUAUCUGUUUGUUCAAACAUUCGAGCGGUGUGUACUUUAUGUUUCAUGUCUAAGGUGCAGACAGUUUCUUCCUGUUUUUAGCAAAUGAAAGCUAACUUACUUUUGUUUAAUUUUUAUAAAGCACAUUUAUGUAGACCACAGAUGUGUCCAUGUAGUAAUUUACUUUUCAGCUAUUUCUUGUUCUCUUGUUCAGUCAAUGGUUUUGAUUAAACUCUGUAACAGUUGAAUAAUAGCACAGGAUUUACUCAGUAAAAUACUAGGAAUUUAAUUUGGACAGUGCAGCCUUUGAGAAUCUUCUAAAAACAAAAAUCUGUCUACCGUUUUAUUUUCCUCAAUCUUCAGCAUUAAUCUUUUUGGGUGAAAUAGAUUUAAGUGGCUUUUAGGUAGAUUUUCAGUUUUUUUAAGUGAUUCCUGCAGAGACAGUGUACCAAUAAAAUAUUCAACAAA
This is a messenger RNA of Thalassophryne amazonica, 3797 nucleotides long. RefSeq names its product FLVCR heme transporter 1 (gene flvcr1). Gene Ontology annotation, molecular function: heme binding; heme transmembrane transporter activity. NCBI's taxonomy places the organism in Eukaryota, Metazoa, Chordata, Actinopteri, Batrachoidiformes, Batrachoididae. The transcript has 10 exons. Gene Ontology annotation, biological process: erythrocyte differentiation; mitochondrial transport; heme export. The record is from RefSeq and is a predicted model, not a curated record. Gene Ontology annotation, cellular component: mitochondrion; membrane. The coding region runs from base 138 to 1727 and encodes 529 amino acids.